AUGGAAGAAUCCCAUAAAGAGUUACAACUACUUUCCACGCCACACACUGCAGCUUCUUCAUCAGCACGGCCACCAUAUUCUUCUACGAAACUCCGAUCAACUGAUCGUUUUCAGGGUCCAUCAACACUAGACCUUCAACUGUCAAUAAGUGUUUCUCCAUUCAAACCACCUUCAGAUAGUGUUCUAAUAAGAAAAGUUAACCAGAAGUCGAUUUCUAGCCCUGUCGAGGCGUUGAAAUGGCAUUCAGCCGAGCAAAUUCGCUUAGCAGCAAUGGAGGAGGCUUAUGCAGAGCGUGUGAGAGAGCAUACAAGGAGGGAAAUGGAGUUAGCACAGUCUGAAUUUGCACUUGCACGUAGCCUGUGGGAUCGUGCUAGGGAAGAGAUAGAGAGAGCCGAGAAAAUGAAGGAAAGGGCCACUCAACGGUUAGAUUCAACAAGCAUGGAAAUCACUUGCCAGUCUUGCUGGCAAAUGUUUAAACCUUAA
Fraxinus pennsylvanica is the source of this 483-nucleotide messenger RNA. Lineage: Eukaryota; Viridiplantae; Streptophyta; Magnoliopsida; Lamiales; Oleaceae. The record is from the annotation of a GenBank genome assembly.